CUUCAAUUUCAAACCUAUUUGUAUCAUGUAGACAAAUGUGAAGUACACGUGUAGUUUUAUUUUUCUGUGAAAAGCGUUUGUCUAUUGAUGAAGACGUUUUAUGCAGUGGCGGAACUAGGAUUUUUUUUUUUUCCUUCGGGGGACCAAGGGUUCCUAGAAAAAUCUGAAAAUAACCUUAAGUCAAUUAUCUGGCCUGGCACCUGGGGAGUCUGGGGGGGGCAGUGCCCAAUUGGCCCCCCUCCUAGCGCUGCCCUGUGCUUUUUCUCCUUGUGACAUGGCUUAGAGAAUGGAGGAUAAUCCAAGGUAACAUUUUAACCGCUGUAAAGUAAAAAUGAUUACUUGCUUGCUAACUUGUGACCGAGACAGAAGUAGUACGUGUGUGUAUUUAACUACACAAGCCCCCGAGAGGCAAGUCACUUGACAUAAAGGCUGAACACAGCUGAUUUUGUGGUGCGCGCGGCGGCCGGCGUCCCUGUUGGCAUAUUUCCACCCAAACCGCACUGUACCAAGAAGCCAGGAUGUGACGAAUGACAUUUUUUCGGCACUAAUAUUUUCCUCCUGUUAUGCCGCAUCACGCUACCGAUGUGAACUCACAAUGACUCACCUGGAUGAUACUCCCUUUUUCACAACCACAUCACAUUUCCCAGGAGUGUGUAAUUGAGACUGGGAAAAUUCCAUUAAAAAGUAGUCUCGGUCUGGGUUUUUUUUUUUCUUUUUGUGUGCUUCAGGGGUUAAUCAGCUGCCACUUAGUGAGUCGUGUCAUGUGAUGCCACUACCCCCCACAAGCACUCAUUUGAGUGGACUCUUACUCUGCAGGGAUACAAUUCAGACCUUGUGCGUGCGUGUCCUCACGUCCGAAGCUACUCGGGUUCGUUUGUCAUUGGAGUGCCAGUGUUGAGUAUUUGUGCCCGUCUGAGAUAUGACUGAGGUGAUGAUCAACAACACCCCAAUGGACGACAUGAGGCUCAGUCCCGCCAAGGACAGACUUUCUUUCCAGAUCUUCCCCGACCCGUCGGACUUUGAGCGCUGCUGUAAGCUCAAGGACCGCCUGCCCUCCAUCGUGGUGGAACCGACCGACGGCGAGGUGGAGAGCGGCGAGCUCCGCUGGCCUCCCGAGGAGUUCCUGGUAAGCGAGGGCGAGGACGACCAUGACGAAGCGCAGCCCAAUCACAACGGCAUCCAAAACGGACAGGCCACGGCGAACUCCAAGCACUAGGAGCCGUUAGCCCCUUUUGCUUCCGAUCCGUUCACGCACUGGUCACGCUGCACCUUAAACCUUUCCGGCUGACACCACACGAAAGAAGCAAUAGUUUUGUCACACUGCCACUCCAUGGGACGCCGUUCGCACUCUUGAGAAAAGACUUGGGACUGCGCUAACACCGGGGGCCAUGACAUGGCUCCACUGACCCACCCCACCCAAAAAAGAAUUGCGCUUAACCCUCCAGCUGUGUGGUCACUCUCUGGAUUGCUGUUAAGUAUUUGCCUCUACGCAAGGUCUAGCCGUUUUGUUUGAUGUCGUGGGUGUCGCAUGAGCUGAGGAUUGUAUUCCUUUUUUUUUUUUCCCCAGUCUAAAGUUAACAUCUUUGUACUUUUUGUAGUUCAGCGCUAGAUGGUAAUAGAUAUUUUUUUUUAAGGAUAGUAGCAUGUAGAUGUUUAGUGCAGUUUUGCUUCAAGAGUAAUACAUUGUACUAUUUCGUCGAUACACGGGGUUCUUCACUAAAGUCACAAUUCGGCCAAUUAGCCAAAAAGUGCAAGGAGGAGAAAACCGGUGCGCUGAAUCGAUUUACUAGUGACAACAACUUUGAAUUACUCGUGAGGGAAAACUGCUUUAGUUGAUACUAGCGUGCUAGCUUGUUCUACUUGUGCGCUUCACUGCGGCGGUUUUAAGCAAGAGCAAAGGAAAGGGAAGCUAGUAUGCUAACCGGAUGCUAAUUGCUCGCCCUGUGUGGCCUUACAACUUGACCAUUUGCAAAUUACAAUGGUUUUUUAAUUUUUUUUUUCUCUUCGGUGGACGUAUAAUGGAUCCCGUCACAAGUGAACACUCUGCUCCUCUCUCUAUUCUUCCAACUUGUUUCUGUGGAAGCAGCUGUAUUUUUUUGUCACCAUGUAGCAUCAAUAUGUACCUUCAAUGUCAGAAAGUAGCAUUGAUUUUGUCAGUCACGUGUUCUUCUUCUGACUUGUUAUGUGUGUGAUAUUAGGGCUGUGUACAAUAUCUCUUUUUUUUCUUUUUCUUUUUUUCUCUGUCUAUAACCGAGCUGGUUGUUUUUGUAAAGCUCAGGGAGAAUAGCUGCCAUCUUUGUUUUGUUUUUGUCAUUGUAUUUAGAUAACUGGGUUUUUUUUUUUCUCUUGCUCUGUUAGCAGAGGCUGUAAAUAAACUUUGAAUUUGCUAA
Messenger RNA from Syngnathus typhle (broad-nosed pipefish), 2390 nucleotides. It is a transcript of the gene lbh, whose product is annotated as LBH regulator of WNT signaling pathway. The record is from RefSeq and is a predicted model, not a curated record. NCBI's taxonomy places the organism in Eukaryota, Metazoa, Chordata, Actinopteri, Syngnathiformes, Syngnathidae. The transcript has 3 exons. The coding region runs from base 920 to 1216 and encodes 98 amino acids. Gene Ontology annotation, biological process: positive regulation of DNA-templated transcription. Gene Ontology annotation, cellular component: nucleus.